Messenger RNA from Hemicordylus capensis (graceful crag lizard), 12578 nucleotides. RefSeq names its product cell adhesion molecule 3 (gene CADM3). The transcript has 9 exons. Gene Ontology annotation, biological process: homophilic cell-cell adhesion. NCBI's taxonomy places the organism in Eukaryota, Metazoa, Chordata, Lepidosauria, Squamata, Cordylidae. The coding region runs from base 415 to 1605 and encodes 396 amino acids. The record is from RefSeq and is a predicted model, not a curated record. Gene Ontology annotation, cellular component: presynaptic membrane.
GGCUCUCCCGGGUGCUCUAUUUAAUCCUCGCCUCUGCAGCAUCCCUCUCUGUGCCUUCCGUCAAUACAGCAGCAGAGCGCCAGUCGUCGUAGCAGCAGCAGCAGCAGCAUCUCCAUCUCCGGCCGGCCUCUCCACUGCUCUGCUCUGCUCGCCUCCCGGUUUGUGCCACUGCGGCUGGGCUGGAGAGAGCGAGCGAGGCAGCCCGCCAGGGAAGGGGGGAGCUUUGCUUUUUCCGCUCUCCCUUUCCCCCCGGUGGGGAGGGGGCAGGACUAAGUUCGCCAGGAGCGGAGAAGGAGAAGAGGAGGAGGAGGAGGAGGAGGAGGAGGGAGACAGAGCCCCCUCCUCUCCCCGCCCGCCCGCCCGCCCCCGCAAGUCAUCCGAGGACCCCCCCACCCCACCCUCCGGGCUCCCAAGAUGCCCCCUCCGGCUCGCAGUCUCUUGUUCCUUCUGGGCUCCUGCUUGAUCGCCACCAGCCGAGGAAACCUUUCCCAUGACCGGAGUCAACCGACCACGUCGGAUGAAACGGUGGUGGCAGGCUACAAGGUGGUCCUCCGCUGCGAGGUGGAAGAUCCCGACGAGUCCUCACUGCAGUGGUCUAAUCCUGCGCAGCAGACGCUCUAUUUUGGGGAGAAGCGAGCACUGCGAGAUCUCCGGAUCCAGCUGGAGAGGUCCACGCCGAACGAGCUAACCAUCAGUAUCAACAAUGCCACUCUGGCGGACGAGGGCGAGUAUACCUGCUCCAUUUUCACCAUGCCUGUGCGGACCGCCAAGGCCAUCGUCACGGUGCUGGGCAUUCCUCAAAAGCCCCAGAUCUCUGGCUACAAGGAGCCUCUUAGAGAAGGAGACACAGCCAAGCUGAUGUGCGUCUCCUCCGGCAGCAAGCCGGCUGCUAACCUCCGGUGGCAAAAGGGGGACCAGGUGCUGACAGCCAUGCCGCCUGAGGUGUCAGAGGACGCCAACGGAAAGACUUUCACUGUGACCAGCCGCAUCGAGAUUCUCGUUCAGAAAGAGGACAACAAUGCGGAGGUCACCUGCACAGUCGAUCAUGCUUCCCUGCAGAACUCGGACAAAUCCACCUCCCAGAAGAUAGAAGUCUUCUAUAGCCCGACGGUUUCGAUUGAGCCUCAUCCUGAGUACCCACAAGAGGGGGAGCACCUUGAGCUUCACUGCGAUGGACAAGGCAACCCCAUGCCCCAAGAAUUCACGUGGGAGAAAGAGGGUGCCGAGGUCACCCGCUUGGAAGCCCAAGAAAAUGUCCUUAUUUUUCCCACCCUGAACAAGAGCGACAGCGGCAUCUACGUUUGCUACGCCACCAAUAUCAUGGGGACUGCCAUCCAGAAAUACAACCUGGCUGUUAAUGAUGCUAGCCGAGUGACGCACAAUAGAAGCACGUACCAUGCCAUCAUUGGGGGAGUGGUCGCCGUCGUUGUCUUCCUUCUCCUCAUCCUCCUGAUUUUCCUGGGGCACUAUUUGAUCCGGCACAAAGGGACCUACCUGACCCACGAGGCCAAAGGCUCAGACGACGCCCCGGAUGCGGACACGGCGAUCAUCAACGCGGAGGGAGGGCAGACCGGCGGCGACGACAAGAAGGAGUAUUUCAUCUAAGCGGGGGUGGGUGGGGCGCGCAGCAGGGCAGCAGGGGGGAAGUGGCGGAUCGGAACCCAGCCUCAACUGAACGACAACGGAACCCACCCAACCAACACGUCCGUGGAAUUUCUCUCGCGCCCAGGAAGGACAGGAAAGCGGGGACCUGGGAUCGGCGAUGGACAGAGGAGGAGGGAGAGAGGUCGAGAGAGAGGUCGAGAUCAGCUUGGCUCGCGAUGCUUCUUUGAACUUGUAUAAAACAUUCUUACUAAACAGAACAACCAACCAACCACCUGAACAUUCGGGGGAACCCCUCGAUGCCCCUGUUCCUGCUUGCUUGUACCUACAUAUCUACGGCCUGCCAAUUUCGCACUGAACAGAGUUGGAGAGCGAAUGAUCCUCCCUCCUUCCCUCCCUCCCUCCCUCCUUCCCCCUUUCGCCCGGUUCCCUUUUGAGGUUCUCUUUUUUCUUUUUUAAUGGCGUGCUCUGUUUUGGACUCCUUUCCUUUCUCAAUCUCUGUUCUUGUUCCCUUCUGUUUAGAAUGUCUUGAUGCAAGACGGCUGUGUUGGGGUUAGGGUAGGUGUACGUCGGCUUUCCUUUUUUUUGAGUUGUUUUGACUUUGGGCUUUUUUUGGAAGGAUGAAACCAGCUUGCAUGGAGAGAAGGAGUAAGGGGCCACCCAAGGCUGAGAGACAAGCUCCCCUCCGCCUGGCUGGAACCACUUAAAUUCGCCCCCGGCUGUGGCUGCAGAAGGAUCGGAGAGUGCCGAUUAGGUGAUGGAGGGAACCAGGGAGUUCUUCUACAGCUUGGGAACCAAGCAGGAAGGUGACGGUUUGGGAAGAGGAUCCUGUGUCCGUCACAGCUGACUAAAUUUGGGUGGCACCACCAGUGCCGACCCUGAAAUCGUGGGGGGGGGAUCUCAAAAAUGGGGAGAAAAUUUCCCCUUGGGUUCCUUCUGGCUUUCUUUCGGGGUUCCAUCCAAAUUCAAGACGUUGUGGCAGCAGCGGGUCUUUAGAGGGUACCCCAGAAGCCAGCCUGGGGCCGUCCUCUCGGCUUGACGUAUCUGGGUCCGGUCAGUGCGGAUCGGAGGUGCUGAAGGGGCCAAGAGCUUGCUGGUUUUAUCCUUCGAGACCGUUGUGUUCCUCCAGUUGAGUCUCUUUGUCUGAGCGGAGAAUGUUGUUGUGCGGUACGUGUGCCAAGGGGCGCCAGCUGGCCACCUCCAGUCCCUACCCAAACCCACGGCCAGAAGGAUUGGUUCACUGAUCCCUCCCCCCCCCCCCGGUGCUUCCUUAUCAGGAGGACAGGAGUCCCACAUGCUUCGGGGACGGUGGUGGUCAGAGAGGUGCCCCAUCCCUGAGGAUGUCUCUGCAUUGGAAGCUACAGUGUCUCAGUGCAAAAGCGUAUCUACCCUCUUGCGUCUUCCUUGGGCUAGAGGAGAAGUGAGGCCUUCCAAGGGUGCCAGGUGGAGGUUUUCUGUGAGGACAGGGUUCUGUGUCGGCCCAUAGUGCCUCCCUCCUGAGCAAGCAGGGUUCCUGGAUGGGAUGCCCACUCCCCCAAAUCCACACUGUGUGCUGCUAACUUGAUCAACCCUGGGUCCCCAUCUCCCUUCAUCCUCAGCUCCAGUGGCCAGUUGGGGACCUCUGGGCUAGACCCCUCCCCACGUAAUGGAAGUAGAGCGUUGCUAGUGUGCUUCCCCGGAUCCAGCGGAAAGUGCGGUUCCCCCCACCCAUCAUGCGGACGCCCACAGCUUGUGUCUGUGGCUAGCAGUUCUGAUGACCUGUUUGCCACCCCCCCGAUGGGAUCCCAGCAAGGAAAGGUUCGUCCCGGGACGCAGUUGGACAGGGUGGUGUGAAGGGAUUCCAAACCUCAAUUCAGUUGCCCGCAUGGCCCAGUCUCAAGGUCGUUCUGCAAUGUCUUGCCAUUUUCUUAACGAGAGCAAUCAUCUUCUUCGUCUGAUUCUUCCUGUUCUUAUUAUGCUUAUCCCACUUGCCCUUUUAUCACAAAAUCUUCCUUUUUUUGAAGCUUGAAAAUCUACUGCUAUGAUUCCCCCGCCCCCCGCCGGCCCUCCUUAAAAAUCCUCCAUUGGGGCCAGAAAUUGGGUGGAUUUUUGAAAUGACUUAAAAGCAGAGGAGGGCGUGCUAGAAGGCGAGAAUUGGCCAUUUCGGGUUUGAAGGCAUCUGCAGGAUGGGUGGGAGAAGCAUUUUGACUUAGUUCGGGGAGUUUACAUUGAUCUAUAAUGAUUUUUCAGAAGCGGUUGGAAUAAGGUGUGCCCUGGUGCGGGCUUCCUAGCUUGGCUGCUCCGUGGCCAUACAUUUGCCAUGUUCCAAGUCCAAAUGCAGCGCAAGAUUGUGAUCAUCCAGCUUUUUCAUAAGACCACGUAGCAGUUAAUGUUGGUUUGCAAAGACAGCUUGGCUAGGGACUAGUGCCUCUGAGCAUACACAGAGCACCCCCCUUCUCUCAUUACAGGCUUGUCAGAGCCAGCCCUGACCAGUAUUGAGCCCCUGAAACUGUGAUCAUUUUCUUUUGUGUGUGUCCUUCCAGAAGUUGGUUUGGGUUUUGUAAAAGAGGGUGUGGCAUGGAGAAAAGGGAUGGCAAGGGAUGUUUUCUCCCUCUCUCGUGCACCUUGGAGCGACAGAUUCUGGAGAGGCAAAAAAGAGUGCUUCUUCAUCGUUAGCCUAUGAAACUCACUACCACAAGGUUUGGGGUUGGCCAGUGGCUUGGAUGGCUUUAAAAGAGGAUUCGUAGUUCAGGGAGGAGUCUCUGUCUAUUGAAGGCUAUUACUGCUACUACUAUUAUGAACAUUACCCAUAAAAGCUAAGUGGAAUCAUCCGGUUCAGAGGUACUCUACCUCUGAAUAGUGGGUUAUUGGAAGGCAACUGUGGGGGAGGGCUUGUUGCUCUCAAGUGAUGUUUUGUGGAAGCAACCAUUGGAAACAGGGUGCAGCAUGGACCUGUGGUCUCAUCUGGCAGAGUUCACAUGACUGUUGGUAUUCUGAAGUGGUAACCUUUUCGCUUCAAUUGUGCUAUCUUUGAGGACUCAUCAGGCCCUGAUCUAGGGGUCCUAGGGUACUUUGGCCUAGGGGACUCCCCUUGACAGCCAUCGGAGAGAAGGCAUAGCCAGUCAGGGAUCCCUGGGCACUGUGACCCUUUGCAGCCAAAGCAGAGCGUUGGAGAGAAGGCAUAGCCAAUCAGGAACCGAAGCGAGCAGGACAACCAACCUGAAUUUCCCCCGUGAGAGCCGAGAUAAAAGAGCUGGCCUUUGACUUGCCGGUCCCUGAGAUCUGCGCCCCAACCCAGUUAACUUCUGAAUGGGCCUGUGCCCCGUGAACUGAAGAUGAUCACUCAGCUGAUUCACCCGGAUCAGACUGAAGCUCAGCCUAUGCAUUUCUGUAUCUCUUUGGCUUGCCCUGCAAGCCAAGCAUGCCUGCAAGAAUCCUCCUGUGCCAUUUGGCCCCAUCACCAGAUAAUUUAGAGCUAUACUGCCCCUCAACAUCGAAGCUCUACUUAGCUCUUGCAGUGAAUAGCCGUUGAUAGACUGAUCUCCUCUUGUUCUUUAACACACACACACCCGAACAAGGGCUGUGUAUUAUUAUUUCUCUAUGCAUUCGGGUUGAUAACCCGGUCGCAGUCGUGAGUCACGCAUGUGAGAAAAUUCACCGGCCCCUAACCUGUGGGAGAGAGACCAGCCCUGCCCUUCUCUGUGUGUGUGCACGCGCAUGCACACGCGGCGGGAACGACACAUAGGCACCAACAAGGAAUUUGCCGGGUGUGUCUUAAGUGAUGGGGCCUCUCAUGUUGUACUAAUUAGAGGUGAUAUCUUCAGCUCAGCAGGGUGAACGACAGCUUUAAAGCCCUUGUUUCUUCCAGCACAAUACAAUUAGGUGUCUUUUGAAGCUUUUCCUGCCAACUUGCAUGUUAACAAAACCUUUCAGGGUUUUUUUUUUUUGGUUUGUUUCUUGCAGUCUGGUGGAAAGCAAUCGCCUCCUCUGAAAUGACGGGGAAGCGGUGGUUUCUCCUUUAACCUGUCCCUACCUUUGGCCUGGGUGAGCCUUGCUGAUCCUGUCCUCACACCAAGUAAAGCUGGGAUAUUGAGACUGAGCCCGGAGGCUUUGACAUCCGCCCACAUCCCAUUGGGCUUGGAAUUAGUGUCCUUGUUUCUAAAGGUCUGACCUGGCCAAGUUGGUGAGCUUAGGAGGCUACCUAGGACAGCAGUUUGGAAUAGGUGGCAAAUGGCUUCUUCUAAACUCAGCUGGAAAACAUUUAUUAAGAGAGUUCAGAUCAAACUGAGCAGCUAGAUAUCCUUUAGCAUAUCUAAGUAUCACCCUGAUACUUUUUCUCUCUCUCUCUCAUCUGAUAUUGUUUGGCUUCUCUUGCAGGAGAAACCUUAGUUUUUAACUUCACUUUUAUCCAAAUUUUUGGUACAAAACCUGUUUUGUUUAUGCCUAUAAUUUAAGACUUCUUCUGUUUCUUUAAAAAACAAAAUGAUGAAGUGACCCAGUUAGGAAAACCUGGAGAAAGAGUUCCUAUUGUACCAAACGUUCUCUAGCCACACCUCCCAUAAGGACUAGCAACUUGUUACUUCAGUCAUAUAAUUUCUGUGGCAAAGAGCCAUUUGGAACUUUAUUUAUUUUAUUGUUAAAUUUGUAUACCGCCUUUCAUUAAAACAAUCUCAAGGCGGUUCUUCUUCUCUUCCCCUCACCCCAAGAAAUAGACUCCAGUUUUGUCCUCAAGGCAAUGGCUAUGUUAGUGGAUUACAGUUAACAAAUCCCAGUCUGAAUACUGUAGGGGAUAAAAUCCACUCUCAGCAUAGUUUGAUCACUCUCCAAACACCCUUAUUAGCUGGAAGGAAGGGGAAAAGCCAGUUGGUUGAAUUUCUGCAGAUACUGCAAACAAGAGGACAACAAAGACUUAAUUUAGAACGAAGCACUCUAAUCCAGGACAAAAUUCUGUAUUAAAUAUGCAAGAAUAUUUAUUCAAAUAAUUUAAAACACCAGGCAUCGUAAAAUGAAGUAGAAUUUCGCCAAAUAAACCAAGGCAAAAGAAUGUUUUAUAAAGACAUACAAAAUGAAGUAUCCAAUAUUUAAUCUACAAAAUAAGUACCAUGAGACAUGAAGAUUGCUUAUAUCUUAUUGCUUAUAUAUAUGCAGGAAAGAAAACAGUUCAAAUCUAAAGUGCAAGUGGACAGUUAGGGGUAAAUUAAUGGCCCAAUGUGUUUUGACCUCUCAUGGUUUUCAUCGGUGGUCCAUUCAAUGCAUUAACCAACUGCUGCUUCCUCCAUUUGCCUGGGUUUGCCUCAAUCGUCACUCUUUCCAACUUCUUUUCAUUAUACCAACGAAUCUUCCUUUCCAUUGUAUUCAAUUCCAAAAUGGUACGGAGGUUCUCUCCACUGCAAUGACCAUUUUCGUCCAGGUCUCUUAGACUUAACCUAGCCCAGCCCACAACCAACUUUAUUUUUCUUUCUCUUAUUCAUGUAUUGCCUUUCUAUCCUGCCCCCCGCCCUUCCUCAAGGACCCGGGGUGCCAUAUUUGUUCCCCCUUUCUCAUCUUCACAACAACCCUGUGAGGUUGUCAGCCUUCAUUAACAGGUUUGUGGAAGAAAUGGCCCUCUUUGGGAAGUCAGGUCCUAUUAAAAUAUAUGAUCCCUACCAGAAGGAAGGACAGAGCAAUAUUGUCUCUGUUUUGACAUAUCAUUCAAACCUCGGGAUGGGAUCGUUCCUUUGAGACAAGCCGUAAAUUGCAGCCCCACAAAGAUUUAUGGAGCGUUUUAUCCGUUGAGCGUGGAGAGAUUCGAGUCAUGGGUAUUUUGGGGGGCUGUCAACCAAUAACUUUCCGAAACGACAUGGGCAUCAGCUGUAGAGGGAGAGAAUGCAUUCACUGGGCACUAAGAUGAAUUUGCUCCUCCAAGGUUUUAUCUCCAAGAAUACCCUCUGAAUAUUCCCUGCGUCCCAGAUACCUGGCCAUGUCUGAAAUAUCCGAUCUAUUGGUCUUAUUCAAUUCCCAGCAUGCCAUCUGUUGUGCUUAAAGCCCAAGAUUCCACUCUGAUGCAGAUGAAGGCUAUGCAAAUCAGGGGUGACUCAGAAAUCCAUGAAUGGCAUAGGACAAUGCAAUCUCAGAUAUAGCGAAGGAGGAGGGUCAAAAACCUGCCCCUCACCUCAGAUGCCGGGUGUCGCUGCCCAGAGGCACCUCUCUUUUAACUACAAAUUAAUGGCUGCCAAGAAUGUGUGGCGUUUGAGGACCAAAGUUAGGGUGAAACAACCUGCUUACCCACUCCGUAAUAGUGGGAGUCUCGAAUGACAUUUUCGCACAGUGGCUGAAGUGUCUGUGUACUCAGGGACAUUUUGCAACCCUCCCCAGGGACCUUUGCAAGCGACAGAGAAACUCCACCCGUCAUAACAGGAGGCAUUUUGCUAGCAUGCAUUUGAUGGUGUUGGCAUAUUUGCUGUGUGUGGCAUUGAGUGCAAAGGCCUUUGGGGUCUCCAGUUCUCCAGGACUGGCCUAGCGUCUCCAGGAAUCGGUCUCCAUCUCCAGGUGACACUUGAAAACCAGCCUGGAGAUCUCCAUGGCUUGGUGCUGUGAAAAAUAUCGGAAGGCAAAAUAUUGGAGGAACGAACAUCUCCAGAAAUCGCUUCAGUCAGAGUUGGCAACCCUGGUGGUGUUUUGGCCUUGGUGACAGAGUAGAUUUUGUAUUGCAUUGAAACAAUCAAGAGAUGCCAACAAUGUUCAUGGCCUCUCUUGUAAGGCUAAAUGUUCAGAAAGCAAAACAUUUUAUGUAGGUAUGUGUGAGGCGUGGGCAGGGUCAGUAUCACACCCAAAGGCAGCUGGCAAUCAGAGCAGAGCUGACCGUGGUGCUGAAAUCCAGUAACCCAGCAUUGAUUCAUGCUGUCCUUGGCAAAUCUUAUGCCCUACAAGCUCCUACCUAGAACAGGGCACCUACCACGUUCAAAUUCUGAUUCCAUAUGUGAACUCCCACAGAACUUGAGUAGCAAAAUGGGAAUGCUUACUGCAUUUUGGAUGUUCACAGAUUUCUGUCUCUGCUUGGCUUUCUCCGCUCCCCUGGAGUCAGGAAAGAGACCAUGCCACACAUCUGUCACCAGCACUCAUUGGAUACUGGACUCCUGCAGGAAUCUCCACAUUAUUUCCACAUUUUCACUUGGGUAGGGACUCUUGAACUUGUACACAGUGGGUCCCUAUGAUCUGGUGGCAUCUCCUUCAGCUUAGAAGGAUUUGGGAGGAAUUGGUGUCAACGUUUGCUGCAGAUCACACUCUAAUUCCCCAACAUAUUUUCUUGCACGCUGAUUCCAUGGUAGCUCUUACUUUCAAGCCAGCCUCCUGAGGUUAAGUCUCUGAGCUGUAUCUUGACUCUAGUUUGCAUGGAUUUCAAAGCCUCUGCAUCACUACAAAAGACGGAUGAACCAUUUCCUCUCCAUCCUGCCACCAUCCCUUAUCCAGAUAGCCCCCCUUCUAUCACUCAAGUCCAGAUAGUCAAUUCUUCUGGGUAAUUCAAGAAGCUAGUCCAUAAGGAGUGCAAUCAGCUCUGUGGUAAGAGUCAAUGUUCUAUUAAACAUCCCUAAGCUCUAAGAAGGUUAGUAUCCAUUGACUUAAGUCUGGCACAGGAAACCAGUGCAGGAUAAGCUUUUGCAGGAUAAAUGAGUACAGGGUACAGCAGAUGGAGAAAAGCCUUCAACAAAGGUGUGUGUGUGAGAGAGAGAGAGAGAGAGAGAGAGAGAGAAGCUCACGCAGUGGUUUUUGGUAUGAGAAUUAAGCAAUAUUUUCAAGAGCAUUAGGAAGGCACACUCCAAAUUAUUUCAUUCCUGUGCAUUUCAGGAUUUAGAGGGGCCUUAAUAAUCUCCCUAAAAUUCUGUGUCAUUUUUUUGUUUUUCAUGGCAGCAACCACUUUUUAUGCUGCAUUCCAGGGCACUUGAACACAAAAACACACACACACAGCAGAACGUAGCAGCCAUUGGGAGAUAGCAGCAUAAUGGUACACUGCUGACUCAGUUGGUGGCAAAAGCAACAUGUCAAAGGAAGAUCUUUUUAAAGAGCAAGAAAACCUGAUGGGUGCAAAGGGGGUCCUGGAAAAUGAGCCCCAAUUCGACCCAUCCCUUGCCCAACCUAUUCAUUUUGAAAUGAACGAGAACCUACCUCAAUGGGCCCCAAUUCCCAUCCAAAACAGACUGCAUUCCUCUAAUGUGUGUGUGCAAGAGGAUCUCUUUUCACUGAGGACACCCUAGACAGUAUUCACUCUGUUGUGUCUAGUGAGCUUUUCCUUUGGAUGGAGGCAUUUAUUUUAUGGCUUGCAAUGCUGAUUCUGUUUGUGUGUAUAUAUUCCUCCCCCGACCCCAUGCACUGAGUUCCACUGCCGUUUCUGAGCCGGGGAGAUGUUCAGGCCAGGAGCUGAGAUGCAAGCCUCUGGUUCUAAAACUCUGCAGAGGGUAGGGGGGAGAAGUGAGGGGAAUCGGAGCUGGUGACACUCCAGUGGAGCGAGGCUUCUGUUUCACGGAUAACAACCCCAAUCGUAAAGGACGAUGGAGCCUGUGAAGCAACAGCAGGGGUCGAGAAAAACGCUUAGGUUGGGGAACUGGCCCUUGCCAAGUUCUUGCUGAGUUGUGUUUUUUGUGUGUGUGUGUUUUAAUUAUUAUUAUUAUUGCUUCUCUUGGGGCUGUUUGCUUAAAGCCCAUUGUGUUUUUCUCUGCAAAGUUCCUAGCCUGGAUGGACCCAGAGAAAAGCUGUGGAAACACACACACAGAGAAGGGCACAUACCAACCCACAGGCCCUGCGGCCAAGAGGCAAUUGGCAACAGCCCAACUUGUGGAAUUCUCUGCCCACAACCUGGAUGGCUUGAAGAGGGGUUUGGAUCACUUCAUGGAGGAGAGGUCCUUCAAUGGCUACUAGUCGGAGGGCUAUAGGACACCUCCAGCCUCAGAGGCAGGAUGCCUCUGAGUGCCAGUUGUAGGGGAGUAACAGCAGGAGAGAGGGCAAGCCCUCAGCUCCUGCCUGUGGGCUUCUCAGAGGCAUCUGGUGGGCCACUGUGUGAAACAGGAUGGUGGACUAGAUGGGCCUUCUUGGGCCUGAUCCAGCAGGGCUGUUCUUCUGUUCUUAAGAACUCUUUUGAGGCAUCUUGUUCUGUUUUUGAAGGGCAACCAGAUGUUUCUGAGAAACUGACACAUACCCAUGGCACAAAGGUUAUGGCAUGGCUUUCUCCCAUGACAUUCAUUUUUGGAAGGUGUAAUGUUCUGGUAGGAAGACCAGCACCUCCACCCCUGCAAGCCUAACCAUGUACAAAAAAACCCAACCCCAAAGAGGUCUGCCUGACCCCAGGGUAUGAGUUGGAUUCUCCUACCAACAUUCCAUUCUUGGAAAUCCUGUGAAAUUCACGAGUGCUUCCUGAAUUGUAUCAGUUGAGUAACUUUUUCUGCCUGCUCGCACAUGCUCAGGUAGGCUACACACAUGCACACUAAGUGGAAUGGGUUUGUGUGUAUAUUUUUCAGUUCCACUUAAACACAAACACACACACACAGCCUGUGCUCCCUCUGGGUCCUAUUGCUGCUGCCAGAUAUGUUGAAGUGGAAGGCAGAAGCAACACCCAAACACGCAUGCAUUUAGCUCUCGGACUGUAAGGGUGUGCAUUAUUUUGGACUAUGCAUUUGCUGGUAUCUCCCGUUUGCAAUUGACAUUUAACUCAGGAUGACAGAACACUAAAAGGGUCGCCUCUUAUUUAGUGAAUGAUUUUGCUUAGCUCUGGCAUGAAUCCCCCCCUAAUUCCAUGGCCCACUUAGCAGCCACAAAAGGAGGGGUCUUUUGGAAAGAUCAGAGUGAAAUUUGGGGUAGGGGCAGAACUCAUCAGUCCAAAAUAGGGACACAGCAUUGGGGCAAAGAGGCCAUCAAGAAGAACACCAUGCUAAGUUAGAAAGUUGAGCUUCUCCUCCAACUUCACCCCAGCCUUGCAAAAAUUAACGGGGCUGCCUGCUUUUAGGGGGAUGGAUGAACCCCCUUAAAUCUGGCUGAAAGAUCUCUUUUGAUCGCUUUUUGCCCUGCUCUCCUUUUGCUUGGCAAUCUCUGAGUUAAAUGAGUACGUCACUUGGAGGUCAUUCAGGAGUUGUGAGGCCACGCUACAGGAAUAGUCGUGCACAGCCUCUUACUGUUUUACGAGGGAAAUGCCCCUCCUCGUACGGGGUGUGUGUGUGUGAAUGAGGAAGGUUUCUGUAGUGCAAGGUCCCCAGAGUGUGGGGGCGAAUGUUGGCACGUGCAUUAUAUCUUGGCAUACCCUUGCUGAGCAGACAUGACUGGCAGUCAUUUCUCCAUUUGACGGAACCGUAGAGGGACAUCUCGUAGGGGGAAACUGGUAUAGCCCUGCUCUUGGCAGUAUAGCCCCACCCUAGACUCUUUCUCGUGAUUCUCCUAGAAUGCAGCCCACCGUUAGUAUUGGCUUCUCUGUCUGGAUCUCCUGCCACGAUAAUUUGGGAAUGCUAGCCCUCAGAGGAAGGUUGAGGACCGGUGAGGAUGGAUGAGACCAACGGUCCCCUCAUUUAUUUGCAUGUAUCUGGAUCACACCCUUUGUCUAAGAAUCUCAGGAGGAAGGAAAGGGAGGGGGAGUUCUACCCAACUGCACCUAACCUACCAUCCUGUCCUUGACCGCUGGCUGCUGGCGCCCCCUACUGGAACAGGCUCUCUAUGCUUCCCGGUUGGAGUUGGACACUCCCAAUAUUUACACGAAAGCCAUAUGCUAUAUUUGUACUGAGCUCAAAUGGGAAAGGAAACACAUUCUUUCACACACACACACACACACACAAACUCUUGUUUUGGGUGGGCAGUGGGGACGAGAGAGGAGGGCAGUUUUGGAUGGUCGUGCUGUGUUCUUGUAUGUACAUAAACUUCAGGGGUGUGUUGGGGUGGGGGAAAGAGAGUUACAACCGUCAAUGUUACUUUAUAACCUUUCUAAAUAUCCUGUGCUAAUCUCAGAAGAUAAACCUAUAAAUAUAUCUGGAUUAUACGUGUUA